AACCUUGCUUACUGCAAACAGCUGUCCGCUACUUCGCCAGUGUGAGUGAGUCACUGAGUUCGUUCAGUUCGCCAGCCACAGUAAGCUUUGCUUGUCGUAUAGACCCGUCUGUUUCUGCAUCUGUUUGUGCGUGCGUCACCUGCAUCAGACCAACAUGUUCGGCGGAUUCGGUGAUACCUUCAAGAACCUGACAAGCCAGGUGGAGGAUGCAGUGGAGAAGACCAAGAAGGAAGUGGAGGAGUUGGCCAUAGAGAAGAAGAAGGAAGCACAAUCCAUGUUGGAACAGCAGGCCAAGAAAACAGGAGAAGCCCUGUGGAACACGAAGGCAGAAGUAGAGAAGUCUGCAGUGGGAGCAGCGUUGGAUGCCAAAAAGACUGCCAUCGAUGGUUUCGACAAGGAAUGUGCCACAGCCGAGUCAACAGCAGAUGGUGCAGUCAAGGAGAUUUUGGGAUUAGUUCCUCUUGCAGGAAAGUUAUUCUCGACCACAGCCGCCACGACAGAGGCUGGUGCCACCGUCGAUGCUGCUGCUGACGUUGUGAGUGGUGCCAAAGGGGCGGUGGCCGGCGCACUAGGCGGUGUCGAGGGCCAGAUACAUGGGGCAGUGGACGGUGCUGUCAAACAGGUGGAGCAAGUGGUGGAUGCCAAGCUGAAGGAAGCUGACCAUUUUCUGGACGAGAAGAGAGAUGAAGUGGUCAUCAAGCAGGUCAAGGAAGCCACCAGCAAGGCCUCCGGACAGGCAGAGGAGGGUAUCGGCUCCGUGCUCGGCAAAGCUAAAGGUCUUCUUAACUUUUAAGACUACCGGCAGUGAGUGUGGAGAUCAAGUCCGCUUUGUCCGCUCUGUACCACUACAAGAACUGUGUUCCUAGAGUUCACAAGCAACUCAUCUCUUUGUCGUAUUCAGGAUCUAGGCUAUAUUCUACCACGUGUCAUUGUCUUUAGUUGGCCAGUCUUAUCUGCAGUAUUCACCCAUUCCUUGUACCGUUAUCAGUUGUCUUGUUCUCGUGGGGUCAGAGGGCCAAGGUGAGAUCAUUGUGAAUGUACAGUUAUUUCUGUGUCGUCCGGCCAUUUUUGUGUUUGCUUCGUUGUAGAUCGUAGUUUGUUACAUUUAUUGAGUCUAUGUGGACUCUCCUAGAAUUAAGUAUUCAGUAAUCAGAGCUGUACCGUUACGACUGAGAGUGGGGUUUUAAUACUUUUUUUAAGAACGGUUUUAUUUAUUGUGAGCUACGUAACCAUACAGACCGUUUCGUGUUAAAUUUGGGAAGAAUACAAAUACUCUAUUGAUUGUUGCUUAAAUGAAAACUGAUUAUUUGGAUCCGCUUUACAAAGUUACUACCGUACGUUCUGCUUCUAUUGGUAUACAAAAAGUAGCUUGAAAUUAAGUUAAUUAACUUAUGUUUUGCCAAGACUAAAAUCAAAUUACAUAGUGAAUAGAAGUAAUUGAAAAUCAAAACAAAGUUAACAAUUCUCCCCUGCUAUUUUAAGCUUGAUGAUUAUUUCCCACAGAUCUGUUUUAUGUGAUUUUUAGAUCUGCCUGUAUACUAUUUUUUAUAGAAAUUAUAUUUGUUCAUGUAACAUAGAUGCAGCUAGUUUUGAAAUGGAUAUUUUUUUACUGUUGUUACGCAAUGUCACAAAUUAAUUGAUUAUUGUUGUUAUGCAAACAUGUUAUAAGCACCAGCAAGCACGUCAAUUAUACAUCUGCUGUAUUAACGUUUGUAUUGGUUGUCACCAAUAAAGUUUUAUUUCUA
Messenger RNA from Homalodisca vitripennis (glassy-winged sharpshooter), 1745 nucleotides. RefSeq lists its product as uncharacterized. The coding region runs from base 155 to 793 and encodes 212 amino acids. The record is from RefSeq and is a predicted model, not a curated record. The transcript has 7 exons. NCBI's taxonomy places the organism in Eukaryota, Metazoa, Arthropoda, Insecta, Hemiptera, Cicadellidae.